Molecule: messenger RNA, 1002 nt
Organism: Pochonia chlamydosporia 170
Lineage: Eukaryota; Fungi; Ascomycota; Sordariomycetes; Hypocreales; Clavicipitaceae
Product: Fip1 like protein
Exons: 4
Coding region: 1-1002 (333 amino acids)
Cellular component (GO): mRNA cleavage and polyadenylation specificity factor complex
Molecular function (GO): RNA binding
Source: RefSeq, a predicted model, not a curated record
AUGAAUUCCGACUUGUCGGAGCACGAAAUGGAGAUGGAUGAGGGCGACGACCUCUACGAGCCAGAGGAGCCCAAGGUUAACCAGGAUGAUAAGAAGCCAACCGUCUCUAAAACCGAAGAGCUAGAGGAAGGAGAAGAAGAAGAUGAGAGCGGCGCAAUGGAUGAAGAUGACGAUGAUUCUGAUAUUGAUAUUAUUACCGAGAGAAAAGAUGGGACUACAGCGGCACCUCCGACACAAUCCAAAUAUAGCGACAUUCGUAAUAUCCCCCAACGAUCGACAUCUGGCGAUUCACCCGCGAAACCGGCACCGACAAAACCGGAAGAGGAUUCAAAGGCGCAGAGCAAUGUGAAAAACGUGGCAGCACCUAGCGCGGACAAGGCGUCUGCAGCCGCGUCUAAAUCUACGAUUGAUAUAAAUGCCAACCCGAUGUAUCCUCCUGCCGGGAAGCCUAUAACACAUGUCAAUAUUGAUGAGGAUCUUCCCGAUAACGAAAAGCCGUGGCGAAAACCAGGCACUGACAUCAGUGACUAUUUCAAUUAUGGCUUUGACGAGUUUACUUGGGCUCUGUAUGCGGCCAAGCAGGAGAGCAUUCGGGGAGAGUUUGGGGCUGACGCCUUCGCAUCUAACAACAAGAAGAUGAUGGAAGACUUCAAUAGCAUGAUGAUGAUGGGAGGUAUGGGAAUGCCUGGCGCGGCUGGUGGAGGAGGAACAUCUAUGCAAGGCAUGGAUGGAAUCCCCCCUGAGAUGCAGGCCAUGAUGCAACAGAUGAUGGCAUCGGGAAUGGAUCCAUCCCAGAUGGAUCCCAGUCAAAUGAGUGCAAUGUUUUCGGGUAUGCAAAACGGCGGCGCUGGUUCAGGAGCACAGGGGAACCAAGGACAGAACUUUGGCGGUGGGUUUGGUGGCAAUCAAGGGGGCUACGGCUAUGACCAAGGCAUGUCCACGGGAGCUGGAGGACGCGGCGGGUUCAGCGGCGGUGGACGUGGCCGCAGAGGACGCUGGUAA